This is a messenger RNA of Alosa sapidissima (American shad), 3290 nucleotides long. RefSeq names its product Smith-Magenis syndrome chromosome region, candidate 8b (gene smcr8b). Lineage: Eukaryota; Metazoa; Chordata; Actinopteri; Clupeiformes; Clupeidae. Bases 316 to 3204 code for a protein of 962 amino acids. The transcript has 3 exons. Gene Ontology annotation, cellular component: guanyl-nucleotide exchange factor complex. The record is from RefSeq and is a predicted model, not a curated record.
AGUGUGUACGUGUUAUGGAAUGCAGGCACAGACUGUCCUGCCCUGGGAAUGAAGAGAGAUCAGUCUGAUGAGAGAGGACCCCAGCGAGUGGUCUGUUUACAUAUGACAGGGUUAGCAUAGCAGCUAGUCUUUAGUUAUAGCCUAUAGUUAGCAUGUUGGCUGUUCUCUUUUUUUUAUUUAUUUCUGAUUGUUGAUCGUGUCGCGUGUGUGUGUGUGAGAGAGAGAGUUUGAGACUGUGUGUGUGUGUGUGAGAGAGAGAGAGAGUUUGAGACUGUGUGUGUGUGUGUGUGUAUGUGAGAGUGUGUGUGUUGGACCAUGAUUGGCUCCUCAGACAUCUUGGCUCUGGCUCGUGGUCAUGAGCAGUCGGACUCUAGGACCCAGCAGAGUAGCACGCUGCCCGAUCACCUCUCCCUCCCACCCCUGCCCCGCCCUUGGCAUCCUGGCCCCUCCCACAAUGACUCUGUGCUACUUUGUGAGUUCAGACAUGGCGCAAGUCCAGACGUGGAUCGGCCCAGGAUCGGAACUGCAAGUCCAGACGUGGAUCGGCCGGAGAUCCGGAUCGGAAGUGAGGUUGGGAUGGGAACUGGGGGGAUCCGGAUCGGAAGCGAGGUUGGCAUGGAAACGGGACUGGAGCCGCGACUGCUCUUCAUCACCCCAAAGCUCCGCCCAGAUCUGGACUUGGUGCUCCGCCUCCUGAAAGAUGGUUACCAGGCAACAAGGGGUGAAGGCUGGGACCAGAGUGACUCGUGGAUGUUGCUAGGCGACGCGUGGUCGGGCGUGUUUGUGUACGCGCACUACGUGACGCUGGUGAAUCCGCGGGCCCGCGGGAGGGUGUGGCCUUUUGCCAUGGCUCUGGUGUCACAUGACUCUGUGAAGCUGGUGAAGGAGAUACAGGAGCUCAACAAGGCCUUCAGCCAGCUCUCACACACACUCAAGACUAAACACACACCCACACACCCACACACACCCUUCAGCCAGCUCUCACACACACUCAAGACUAAACACACACCCACACACCCACACACACCCUUCAGCCAGCUCUCACACACACUCAAGACUCAACACACACACCCACUCCAUCACACAGACAGAGUGGUAGAAAACACACAUAGAGCGUUGCACACAGAGAUCGAGACUACAGGCAUAAACGACACACACACACACCUACACACCCAGUCACACACACACAUAGACAACAACCAGAGAGGAGGAAGGAGAGAAGAUGUGGAGGAGAGGAGAGAAGAUGUGGAGAUAAGAGAAGAUGUGGAGGAGAGGAGAGAAGAGAUGGAUAAGAGAGAAGAUGUGGAGGAGAGGAAUAGUCCAACUCUACCAGAAGGGGCGGAGUCUGCAGGAUUGGGGGCGGGGCCAGUGUCCAUGUCGGAGCUCUGUGAUUGGCUCCUCUCCCAGCAGACCCUGGACUCGCUCUGUGCCAUCCAGCUGCGUUUCCGGGAUGACGCCAGCCUCCUGGCCCACCAGCGAGAGUGCGCCAGUCUCUUGCCCCGCCUCUCCACCACCAACUUCCUGUUUGAGGACCUGCCCCCUCGGCAGCAGCACACGUCUCCCAGCAACCCUCUCCAUGAUGACGAUGUCGCCGACGUCUCCUGUGUGGAGGCAGUGCCAAUCAAGCUGGAGGUGAGCCAAUCACACGGCUCUCCCAGUGUCCAUGUGACCACCCUGCCCACACAGGAUGAGGAGGAUGGCGUCUCCAUGGAGACAGGCAGCAACAGCAGCGGCGACAGCAUCGAGGUUCUGGCCACGGAGCGCUCCCUUAGAGACGACCCCGUCGCCAUGGAGCGCUCCCUUAGAGAUGACCCCAUCGCCAUGGAGACCAGCUGGGUCCCCGCUGUCCAGCAGCCCGUUGCCUUGGCGACCAGGUGGGGAGCGCAGCGCACGGACAGCCAGGACAGCAGCAUCGAGGUGCUGAGCAGAGAUCACAGCUUCCUGUGGGAGGACUUCAGGCCCGCUGACGGCCUGCCGCACGGCCUCAUGGGAACUGUAGUCCAGGAGGAGGAGGAAGAGGAGGAGGAUUGGCAAGGGGACGUGAGAACUGUAGUCCAGGAAGAAGAGGACUUAGCAGGGAAUGUGGGCUCUUUCCAGGACAAUGCAGAGCAGCAGAGGUUCAUGGGUACUGUAGUCCAACACAAUGCAGAGCAGCAUGGGUUCAUGGGUACUGUAGUCCAAGAUAAUGCAGAGCAGCAGAGGUUCAUGGGUACUGUAGUCCAACACAAUGCAGAGCAGCAGAGGUUCAUGGGUACUGUAGUCCAACACAAUGCAGAGAAGCAGAGGUUCAUGGGUACUGUAGUCCAAGAUAAUGAAGAGCAGCAGAGGUUCAUUGGUACUGUAGUCCGAGAGUGUCGGUUUUCACUGUGCACACCAACAAAGCCGGAUCUACAUCUCCAUGAUGACAUAUCCCAGGAGGCGUGUCCGCUACAUCUCCAUGACGACAUGUCCCAGGAGGUGUGUCCGCUAGCCAGACUCCUCCCACUCUGCCCUAUUGGUCAAAAGGACAGAGACUGCGCCCUGCCCAGCUGUGCUUCCUGGCGUUGUGGGUGGAACAAGGGCAACGCUGCACUGGGAUUGGUGCGGAGCUGGGGGCACGCCCACCACGCCGUGUUCAGCCUUCUGAUUGGCCGACCACUGGUGGUGCUGGGAAGUGACGAGGAGAAGGUGCGGGGGCUCGUGCUCGCACUCGAGCUCUUCCUGCCCAACACACACACACGUGCACACACACACACCAACACACACACACACAGAGUGCUGCCCUGGUGUUCCAGACCCAUACAGAUCACCGACCUCCUGGAGUUUGGCAUCAUAGGACUCAACAGAAGGUCCUGCCAGUCCUCUCCCAGCAUGCCGUUGUGCCUGCAACGCUACGCUCGUUACCUCAGCAUUCUGGACGCCGAUCACAUGACCCUCCGAUGCCCCGCCUACCACGGCGCUGUGAUUGGUCCGCUGACCAAGCCCCAAUCACAGCUCAGAGAAGGCGGGACUUACGCUCUGCUGGUGCAGAGCGCUCUAACGCGAUUGGCUGCUCGAGCGUUCCAUCACGUGUUCACAGGCCAUGAGGCGGAGCCGUCUCCCAGGGCUACGGAUGACGUCAGGAUCCUGGAGUUCCUGUGUGACAUCAUCAAGCUGCGCCUCACACACCACACCCCCUCCAGUGUUCUCCGAUUCAGCUACCAGCCGUGCACACUUUUCAGAUAAACACACACACACACACACACUAUUCAGAUAAACACACACACACACACACACACUAUUUAAAUAAACACACACACACUUUUCAGAUA